AAUUAUUUAAAAUUCAAAAAAAUUAUAUUCAAAAUAAAAUAAAAAACAAUUUAAAAAAAUGCUAAAUUCCUGUUCUUUUAAUAUUAUUUCCUCAGCUAAAAGUUUAGCACCAUUUUGGAAAUAUAAUGGAAAUCUAAAAUUGCCUUUAAAAUCUACAACAUCUAACCUUAACCGUAGAGGUGCUGCUAAAAAGGCUGCCAAAAGCCAAGACAUUGGUCAAACAUCAGUGGGAGAUGGUAGCAGUGCCAGUUAUGUGGAGAUCAUGUAUAAUACAUGGCUCAAAGAUCCAACUUGUGUACAUCCUUCUUGGGAUGCAUUUUUUCGUACUGGCGCUUACAAUGCUGUGCCUGCCUCUGCUCAUGCCCAACGAAAUUUACAGCCAAUAUCACAAGUUUGCGGCGGUUCUAGCAGCAUCAAUGCCAAUGAACAGCUAAUUGAAGACAACAUACAAGUUCAUAAUGUUGUACGAAGUUAUCAAACUCGAGGUUUUUUAGCAGCAAACUUAGAUCCGUUGGGUAUUACAACGCAUGAAAAGAUGAUUACGAAAUCUGGCAUGCAAUUGAAUGCUAAUGAAAAGGUUUUGCUACAAAAUUCAAAAUUCUUUAGAGAAGCAACACAUUUGGAUGAUAAAUUUAAAUUGCCUCAAACGACAUACAUUCAUGGCGAAGAAAAGGAAUUAAGUUUUCGUGAAAUAAUAACACGCCUAGAAAGUAUAUACUGCAGUACAAUGGGUAUUGAAUACAUGUAUAUAUUCGAUUUCGAUAAACGUGAUUGGAUACGAAAAAAAAUUGAAUUACCCGGUGUUAUGAACAUGGACAAGGAAAAAAAGAAAUUAAUUUUACAACGUUUAAUUAGAGCUACAGGUUUUGAGAACUUUCUGGCUAAGAAAUAUGGCUCUGAAAAACGUUUUGGCUUAGAGGGUUGUGAAGUUUUAAUACCCUGUAUUAAAGAAAUCAUCGAUGUAUCGUCGGCUCGAGGUUGUGAAUCGUUUAUUUUGGGCUUGGCUCAUCGGGGUCGUUUAAAUACUUUGGCCAACAUAUGUCGUAAGCCAUUGCGCAAUAUAUUUUCACAAUUUUUGGCAUUAACAGCAACUGAUCAGGGCUCGGGAGAUGUUAAAUAUCAUUUGGGCACCUUUACGGAGCGUUUAAAUCGUGUGACUAACAAAAAUGUACGCAUAGCUUUGGUGGCCAAUCCUUCGCAUUUGGAAGCGGUGGAUACUGUGGUGCAGGGUAAAACAAGAGCUGAACAAUUCUAUCGCGGCGAUAUAGAAGGCAGAAAAGUUAUGUCUAUACUUAUACAUGGAGAUGCCGCCUAUUCGGGCCAGGGUAUUGUCUAUGAGAGCAUGCAUUUAAGUGAUCUGCCCGCCUAUACCAGUCAUGGUACUAUACACAUUGUUAUCAACAACCAGGUGGGCUUCACCACCGAUCCCCGAUUUCAUCGUUCUUCGCCAUUUUGUACUGAUGUUGCUCGCGUUGUGAAUGCUCCCAUUUUUCAUGUUAAUGCCGAUGAUCCGGAAGCUGUUGUGUUUCUUAGCAAGAUUGUUGCGGAAUGGAGAGCUGAUUGGCGUCAAGAUGUGGUUAUUGAUCUGGUGGGCUAUCGUCGUAAUGGCCAUAAUGAAACGGAUGAACCCAUGUUUACCCAACCUUUAAUGUAUACACAAAUACGAAAGCAUAAGCCGGUUUUGCAGUUGUAUGCCGAGAAAUUGAUCAAGGAGAAUGUCAUUAGUGCUGAGGAAUUUAAAACGGAAGUAGAGGGCUAUGAGAAAAUAUUGGAAACUGGAUUUGCAGAUGCAUCCAAAGAAACAUCUAUUAAAUAUAAAGAUUGGAUAGAUUCUCCCUGGUCGGGUUUCUUUGAGGGUCGUGACCGUACUAAAAUGUUAGGCACUGGUGUUAAGGAAGAAACAUUAAUACACAUUGGUAAUAAAUUUGCCUCAGCUCCACCUCCGGAAGCAAAGUUUGAAAUACAUAAAGGCAUUGAACGCAUCUUGCAGGCACGGCAGGAAAUGGUUAAAAAUAAAAUUGCCGACUGGGCUUUGGGUGAAGCGUUUGCUUUUGGCACUCUAUUAAAGGAAGGCAUACAUGUGCGUCUCUCCGGCGAGGAUGUAGAACGUGGAACAUUUUCGCAUCGUCAUCAUGUGCUGCAUCAUCAAACCAUCGACAAAGUCACCUAUAAUAUGCUGCAACAUCUGUAUCCCGAUCAAGCCCAUUAUUCGGUGUGCAACAGUAGUUUGUGUGAGUUUGGAGUUUUGGGUUUUGAACACGGCUAUUCCAUGUGUAAUCCCAAUUCACUGGUAAUGUGGGAAGGACAAUUCGGUGACUUUUGCAAUACAGCCCAGUGUAUAAUUGAUCAGUUUAUAUCGAGUGGUGAAAUGAAAUGGGUAAGACAGUCCGGUUUAGUGAUGCUCUUGCCUCAUGGCCUGGAGGGUAUGGGUCCAGAACAUUCCUCCUGUCGACCAGAACGUUUUCUACAAAUGUGUCAUGAUGAUCCAGAUACAUUGCCGGCGAAUUGUGAAAAUAUGGUUUUACAACAAUUGCAUGAUAUUAAUUGGAUUGUGGCAAAUUGUACCACCCCCGCCAAUCUUUUUCAUAUUUUAAGACGUCAGAUAGCUUUGCCAUUUCGCAAACCCUUAAUUUUAUGCACACCCAAGUCGGGCCUAAGACAUCCAAUGGCUAAAAGUCCAUUUUCGGAUUUUACGGAAUGUAGUGAAUUUAAACGUUUGAUUGAGGAUGUUGGUCCCGCUUCGAAAUCGCCCGAUGAUGUUAAGAAAUUAGUCUUCUGUACUGGAAAAGUAUAUUUUGAAUUAUUUAAGGCUAGACAAGAUAAAAAAGCUGAAAAGGAAAUAGCUUUGGUACGGCUGGAACAGAUUUGUCCAUUUCCCUAUGAUUUGGCUAAGCAAGAAAUUUCCAAAUAUAAAAAUGCUGAAAUACUAUGGGCACAAGAAGAACACAAAAAUCAGGGCUGCUGGGAAUAUGUGCGACCACGUUUUACUACCGCCAUGGGUGAUGAAGCCGAUGAAUGCCCCAUUCAAUAUCACGGUCGACCAUGUGCUGCCGCUCCAGCAACUGGUAAUAAACUACAACAUAUUCGUGAAUUGCACGAUUUUAUUGUAAGUAUUUUUGGCGAAUUAACGGAAGCUGAAAAAGAAGCUAUUAAAAAGGAAAACGAACACAGCAUAGCUCAAGCUAAAGCCUUGGCAUCGCAAAGAGCGAAAGAGUUAAGUGAAAAUUCAGGUGACAAAACAGAGAAAUCAAAAGAUUCCUCUAAACCAGAAAAUCCUCCUCCUAAAUCUACUGAUAAGAAAAAAUAAUUUUAUUUUCAUACAUUUUUCAAGUAAAUUUGUCGAAUAGACAUUAUUCCAAUGACUU
Messenger RNA from Calliphora vicina (urban bluebottle blowfly), 3365 nucleotides. RefSeq names its product 2-oxoglutarate dehydrogenase-like, mitochondrial. NCBI's taxonomy places the organism in Eukaryota, Metazoa, Arthropoda, Insecta, Diptera, Calliphoridae. The coding region runs from base 59 to 3307 and encodes 1082 amino acids. The record is from RefSeq and is a predicted model, not a curated record. Gene Ontology annotation, cellular component: mitochondrion; oxoglutarate dehydrogenase complex. Gene Ontology annotation, molecular function: oxoglutarate dehydrogenase (succinyl-transferring) activity; thiamine pyrophosphate binding. The transcript has 11 exons. Gene Ontology annotation, biological process: tricarboxylic acid cycle.